Messenger RNA from Aplysia californica (California sea hare), 750 nucleotides. RefSeq names its product ankyrin repeat domain-containing protein 54. NCBI's taxonomy places the organism in Eukaryota, Metazoa, Mollusca, Gastropoda, Aplysiida, Aplysiidae. The transcript is spliced from 3 exons. Bases 120 to 722 code for a protein of 200 amino acids. The record is from RefSeq and is a predicted model, not a curated record. Gene Ontology annotation, molecular function: protein binding.
CACGGUAUUACUUCCGGGUGACUUUCGUUCCGAUGCAAGACAUACUAUUGAUCUUAGUGAACUGAUGCCUGCUUGUUUUGUCUAUCGACCUAGGUUUUGUUCAAACGUUGGGUUUCAAAAUGGGGUCUCUUUCUAUGUCAGAUGUGUACAUAAGCCACCAUAUAGAACAAAGACUUGUAACGGCAUCUGGAAUGGGGGAUAUUUCAACUGUGAGGAAAUUGUUAAGAAAGAACAUCCCAACAAGUAUAAUGGACGAGUAUGGCAGGACAGCUUUGCAUGCUGCAAGUUUAGGAGGACACUCGGAAGUGGUCAAACUUCUCUUAGAAGCUGGAGCAGAUGUGAAUCAAAAAGUGUACUCAAACACGACAGCUUUACAUGCAGCUGCUCGAAAUCACCACACAAAUACAGUCAAACACUUGGUGGUUGCGGGCGCCACUCUGGAUGCGGAGAACAGCAACAAGAUUCGGCCGAUUGAUCUGAGUCGUUACAACACAGACACAUGGGAAGUCCUCAACGAUGCCAAGAAAGGAGAUCUGCCAGAGAUUGAAGAAGAGUCAGAGGUCCCGGAAAUCCCAGACUACGCACUGCCGGACGGAGCCACGUCUAAGAAAAAGAAGUCAGGAAAGGGAAAAAAGGGGAAAGGGAAGGGAAAGGGGAAGAAGAAGGGAAAGAAGGGAGGGAAAAAAGGUGGGAAGAAGAAAGGGAAAAAGAAGAAGAAAUAAAGUGUCUUGUGAAUGAGCGUUCUAUGGG